AUGGGCAACAUGUAUCGAGGAUUUAAUAAGACAGAUAAGAUUCCAGCUGAUACCGUUUCAUCAUCAAUACCAACAAAAUACCAAAGAGUGGUGAUAACAAAUCAAGAAAAGAAGGGGUUUUCAUGUCAAGCUCAGAGAUUCCCUUCACGUGUCUGUUCGAAUGAAAAUCCAGGACCAGGCAGCUAUGGCUGUAUCUCCAACGCUGAAGUCAGGAGUCCUUCCUUCUCAAAGAAAGGCACAACAGGCUUCGUCGCAUCCAAGGCUGCCAGGGCUACCAGAAACCCACAGAGAGGCACCCCUGGACCAAAUGCAUACAAUCUGCAGAGCUGCCUCAUAAACAAGUAUGACUUCAACAUUGGAGUCUCCAGAGUGUUCAGGCUGCCCGUGGCUGUGCAGCUGGAUGGUCCGAAGCACAAUACUCCAGCGCCGAAUCAAUUUGAUGUCUGUUGUGGUGGUAGACAGAGAUUCUCCUCAGUGGUUGGUACAUCAGCUUUCCUGUCAAAAACUGGACGAGACUCUUUUUACCCAAACAAAAACGUGCCAUCACCAUGCCACUACGAAGUGAACGACAAUGUAAUCCAGCACGGGUCCAUGGCGGUUUUGUCCCCCUUCAAAUCAAAAACUCAGAGGAUCCCUGCUCCAGUGGACUACGGUGUACCGGGUCCAGGGGCCUACAGUCCGCAUCAGACCCCUGCACCGGUGAAGAGGACCAUCCUACCGAGGGGAUAUUAUUUGGCAAUAUCAGCGCCUCCUCUGAUGGUUCCUAAGGACCCUCCCUUGCCAGGCCCUGGGCAGUACGACAUAGGAAAUUAUAACAGGUCGUCUAAGCAUCCCAUUCCCACUGCUGCAUUUGCAUCCAGAACUGAAAGAAUACCCCGAAACGCACAGGCUGAUAUGAGGCCAGGGCCAGGUUUCUAUGAUCCACAGAUUUUGUCUAAGCGGUCCUUCUUUUACAAUGAAUCCAGGGUCUGGAUUCCUCUGUGA
Molecule: messenger RNA, 984 nt
Organism: Chelmon rostratus (copperband butterflyfish)
Lineage: Eukaryota; Metazoa; Chordata; Actinopteri; Chaetodontiformes; Chaetodontidae
Gene: stpg1
Product: sperm-tail PG-rich repeat containing 1
Exons: 8
Coding region: 1-984 (327 amino acids)
Biological process (GO): epigenetic programing of male pronucleus
Cellular component (GO): female pronucleus; male pronucleus; germinal vesicle
Molecular function (GO): histone binding; chromatin binding
Source: RefSeq, a predicted model, not a curated record